AUGGGUGCUGCCAACUCAACAUUGGUCGGCUGGACCAUCGUACUCGCCAUCGCAGGCUUCAUUGGCUGGAGGGAGUGGGACGCAAAACAGAAGAGGCUUCUCCAAAAGACCGCCGGCCAGAGAUCGCGAGAGGAGCACCGCAAUGCCACUCAGUCGAGACGAGACACCAAGAAGGAUGAAAAGGAACAUAGCAAGGUGAAGCGUCAACGUGUGGCCGAUAGCCAAGCCGAGAAGCCCAAGGAAAAGGAGAUCGUGGCCGCGCCCGUCGAGAAGGAGCAGCCCAAGUCCUCCAAGAAGAAGUCCAACACCUACAGCUCUGAUGACGACGCGGCGAGCAACCGCGAGUUUGCCCGUCAGCUUUCCAGCGUCAAGGAGGGCACCAAGUUUACCGCCAAGUCCAAGGACGAUGUGAGGCAGAAGUCGGUCAAGCAGUCCCGCGCCGACGAGGCCAAGCGUCAGGUCGCCAAGCCCGUCGAGGAGCCCAAGGUUGCCUCGCCACCCUCAUCCACCGCCGGCAUCGACGCCGACGAUGACCAGUCCUCGGCCGCCUCCCCCGUCGUCGCUCCGACCGCCAGCGCCGGUGACGUCUCCGACAUGCUGGAGAAGCCCACCUCUGGCCCUUCGGUGCUCCGCCUGACCGACACGGAGGAGAAGAAGAAGCCUCAGAAGGCCAAGGCACCGCAGCCCGUCGAGACGAAGAAGCAGCGCCAGAACCGGAAAAAGGUAGAGGCAGCCAAGGCUAUGCGUGAGGAGGCUGAGGCCGAGCGCAAGAUCCUUCUCGAGGCUCAACGCCGAACCGCCCGCGAGGCCGAGGGCCGCGCUGCCAAGGAUGGUUCCGGCUUCAUGGCUGCGCAGGCCAAGGGCAACGUUUGGACCGGCGGCAAGGACGUCAACGGCUCCAACAACGGCGUUCUCCCCGUUCAGCCUCUCGACACAAGCGAGCCCACCGCGACACAACCCAAGACUCAACAGAAGCAGGAGGGCGCUGCUAAAAAGGACGCCAAGGGUGACAAGUGGGUUUCCUCGCUUCCUUCCGAGGAGGAGCAGAUCAAGAUGAUUGAGGACGAGGAGUCUUGGAGUACUGUGCCCACCAAGGCUUCUCGCAAGAGCAAGAAGAACAAGGAGACCGUGGAUAGUAUGGACGAGGGAGCUGUUUCCGAGACGAAGCCCGCUCCUGUCGCUGCCCCGGCGCCAACUCCUGUUCAGCCAGCAAAAAAGCCUCAGGUAGAAAACCAGAGGCCAGUCAAGACCUUCUCGCAAACCUCAUCCUUCGCAGCCCUCAACGCCGAUGGAGCCGCCGACCUCGAGGAGGAAGAAUGGGACGUUUAG
Messenger RNA from Pyricularia grisea, 1329 nucleotides. RefSeq lists its product as uncharacterized. Lineage: Eukaryota; Fungi; Ascomycota; Sordariomycetes; Magnaporthales; Pyriculariaceae. The record is from RefSeq and is a predicted model, not a curated record. The transcript has a single exon. The coding region runs from base 1 to 1329 and encodes 442 amino acids.